ACCUUUGAGUAACUGAUGAAAUUCUCAUAUGAUUACCGGCCAACUGAAAUUCAAGAGUCUGUGCGCCAAACUUCCACAGCUAGCGGCUUUCAAAACAUUACACUCGUUCAACUAUGAACAUCAACUGUUUGACGAAACUCCUAGUCCGCAACGUGCCUCUUUACACCACACCAUGCUCAAUCAUGUGCACUGCAGGCACCCAUUUGAAGCUCUUAAGACUUUCAAGAAGCAGCUUCAAUUGGGUAUUUCUGAAAUCGACGAGGCUGCAGUUGCAAUUGCUCUCAAGGCUUGUCGUGGUGACCCCGAAAUUGGGACUCAGUUUCAUGGUUUUGCAAUAACCUCAGGGUUCAUAGAUCACGUUUCUGUGUCAAAUUCCUUGAUGAACAUGUACUGUAAAUCCGGCCAAUUUGAUCGGGCUCUCUGCGUCUUCAACCGGUUGGAGAGCCCGGACACUGUUUCUUAUAAUACUCUGCUUUCAGGGGCCCAAAAUGGGGAAGACGCACUUAGUUUUGCUUGUCAUUUGCAUUCCGCUGGAGUUCUCUUUGAUGCAGUGAGUUUUACAACUAUUUUGGCGCAUUGUACUGAUAUUGAGGAUUUUCAUUUUGGAUCACAAUUGCACUCUCUCGUGUCAAAAUUCGGGAUGCGGAGUGAAGUGUAUGUUGGGAACGCACUCGUAACUAUGUAUUCAAAAUGGGGAAGGAUAAUUGAAGCUGAAAGAGCAUUUUGUGAAAUUCCCAACAAAGAUUUGGUCUCCUGGAACGCAAUGCUCUCAGGAUAUGUUCAAGAAGGUAGCCAUGGGUUGGAAGCAAUUUUUGGGUUUGUUCAGAUGGUGAGAGUAGGGUUGAAGGCUGAUCAUGUUUCCUUUACCAGUGUGAUAUCAGCUUGUGGCCAAGAAAGAAACGUGGAGUUUGGGAGGCAGGUUCACGGUCUAAUUAUUAAGAGGGCAUUUGAAACGCAUGUUUCAGUAUGUAAUGUUUUGAUUUCAAUGUACUCUAAGGGUGAGGGUGAUUUUGUUGAAGAUGCUAAGUUGGUCUUUGGCAAAAUGGUUGAGCGUAAUGUUAUCUCUUGGACAACAAUGCUCUCAAUGGAUGAAGAAGAUGCUAUGAAUUUAUUUAAUAAGAUGAGAAGAGAUGGAGUUUAUCCAAAUGAUGUUACAUUUGUUGGAUUGCUUCCUACCCUGACAAAGAAUGAUAUGGUGCAGGAAGGCCAAAUGGUUCAUGGCUUUUGUAUAAAGGCUAACUUUUUGUCAAAGUUGAAUGUUGCUAAUUGCUUUGUGACCAUGUAUGCAAAGUUUGCGCGCAUUGUUGGCUCGGUGAAGGUUUUUGAGGAGCUUGAUUACCGAGAUAAUGUAUCAUGGAAUGCUUUGAUCUCCGGUUAUGCUCAAAAUGAGUUGUAUCAAGAAGCUUUUCAAACAUUCUUGUUAGCUUCAGCUGAGUUACGGCCAAAUGAAUAUACUUUUGGCAGUAUAUUAAAUGCAAUAGGAUCAUCUGAGUCAAUUUCUUUGCGUUAUGGCCAGUGGUGUCAUACUUAUUUACUGAAGCUUGGAUUGAAUUUUGAUCCAAUCAUUUCAGGGGCUCUUCUUGACAUGUAUGCAAAGCGUGGAAGCAUUUGUGAGUCAAUGAAAGUUUUUUAUGAGUCUGGUCAAAGAAGCCAAGUUGCCUGGACAGCUAUAAUAUCUGCUCACUCAAGGCAUGGGGAUUAUGAAUCAGUAAUGAGUUUGUUCAAUGAAAUGGAGAAGAAAGGUGUGAAGCCUGACUCAAUCACUUUCCUUUCUGUAUUGACAGCAUGUGGCAGAAAAGGGAUGGUGGAUGCAGGAAUGCAAAUUUUUAAUUCAAUGAUUAAGGACCAUUUGAUUGAACCAUCUUCAGAGCAUUACUCCUGUAUAAUAGAUAUGUUGGGUAGGGCAGGGAGGCUGACGGAGGCUGAAGAACUGGUAGCUCAAAUUCCAGGAGGGCCAGGAUUAUCUGUACUGCAAAGCUUGCUUGGAGCUUGUAGGAUUUAUGGGAAUGUGGAUUUGGCUACGAGGGUAGCUGACACUUUGAUCCAAAUGGAACCUGAGGAGUCAGGUUCUUAUGUGUUGAUGUCAAAUUUGUUCGCGGAGAGAGGGCUCUGGGAAAAGGUAGCGAAGAUAAGGAAAGGAAUGAGAGAUAAAGGGGUAAAGAAAGAGAUAGGAUUUAGUUGGGUUGAUGCUGGUAGUGUCGACGAUUCUUUCAACUUGCAUGGAUUCUCAUCAGAUGACAAGUCUCAUCCCCAGUCAGAGGCAAUCUACAGGAUGGCAGAAUGGCUAGGAUCGGAGAUGAAAUAUCUAGAGAAAGAGAAAGAAAGUUGUGAUGUAUUACUUGACUCGAGCACUAUCGCAAUUCUUUGAGCCUUCAAUGUGAAUGGCUACGUUAUACUGAAACUUUUUUGAGAAAUUUAUCUUCUACUGCAAAGAAAGU
Molecule: messenger RNA, 2438 nt
Organism: Coffea eugenioides
Lineage: Eukaryota; Viridiplantae; Streptophyta; Magnoliopsida; Gentianales; Rubiaceae
Product: pentatricopeptide repeat-containing protein At4g32430, mitochondrial
Exons: 1
Coding region: 29-2368 (779 amino acids)
Biological process (GO): RNA modification
Molecular function (GO): RNA binding; protein binding
Source: RefSeq, a predicted model, not a curated record